CACACACCCCAACCCCCCACCCCCUCCUGUGCUGUCGCUUCAGUAAUCGAGUGUCGAGCUUCACGAUCCGCGCCUCUGCAGCCACCAUGCACGGUCCCUGUUGUCACGCUGUGGGAUUCUCGGUAAACAUCGGGGAACGCACACGGAGCUGCAGCGGGAGGACAACCGCACACCCCGCAACUUGUUAGCGUGUGUGUGCGUGCGUGCGUGCGUGCGUGUGUCAGGAGGCGGGCUGUGUUUUCGACAUGGAUGUGUCUUCUUCUACUCAACACACACGACUCCGUUCUGCGCGUGACCCUGGGAACCACAUAGCGCAGAGAGUGACGCGCUAAUCAUCUGGAUGAAAGGCGAAAGUGGGGUUGGAUGGCCAUGGACCCAUUCAGCCAGCUUAUCCUCACCAUCUCAGUGACCAGUUUCCUCACUUUCCAGUGGCUCUUCCACAAAGUCAGCCCCUGGGUGUCCAUACGAAUCAGCCCUGGCUUCCUCAGCCUCAGUGACAAGCAGAAGGUGGAAUGGAACUCGAGGACAGUUUCAACGUUUCACGCACUGUUGGUGGGAAUCUUCUGUCUCUACAUCUUGUUCUUCGAUGAUGCCGUCAACGAAGACCCAGUCUGGGGAGAUCCUACACUGGUGAAGACUAAUGUUGCCAUCACAACAGGCUACCUCAUAUCUGAUCUGCUGCUAAUAAAUUACUAUUGGAAGGCGAUAGGCGACAAGUUUUUUGUAGUUCACCAUCUGGCAGCGUUGUAUGCUUACUACUAUGUACUGGGCGAAGGAAUGUUGCCUUAUUUUGCUAACUUCCGUCUGCUCGCUGAGUUUUCUACACCAUGUGUGAACCAGCGCUGGUUCUUUGAGGUACUAGGUUACCCCAAGUCCUCCCGGCCCAACAUGGCAAAUGGCGUUGCCAUGGCAGUAGUCUUUUUCGCAGUCCGGAUCGCUGUCAUGCCAGUCUACUACAGUCGCAUGUAUGCAGUCUAUGGCACCGAGGCCUUCUACCUUGUGCCGUGGGGUGGCCGCGUAGCUUGGAUCUGCUCCAGCAUCUGCUUGGAUGUCAUGAACAUUAUGUGGAUGCAUAAGAUCGCCCGUGGCUGCUACAAGGUGUGGCGCUCGGCUCACCGGAGCAAAGCCGGCACGCCUCAGGAGAAUGGGAAGACGGAUUAAGGGAACAGGAAAGUCCGUGGCCACGAUAUGGACAAAAAUGACGUCACUCUCAGUGCACUGGUGAGCAACAGGUCGGACCCUCAUGUCGAGCUGCUUCAGCAGUAGCACAUCUGGGAUUUGUGACAUUAAAAGGCUGAAUGUAAUGAGGGAAACUGAGAUUCCUUUUGGAAAGUGGGUACAGUCACUGAGUUGUACCGAUGGACCAAUUAACUGGCCGUCCUUAAGCCAUGAAAUGACGUCUUAGCAAUACUCUGCGUGCAUGGCCACUUUUUCUCUUGAACAAUUUUACGACUCCACAAAAGAGGGUGUGCGGGGACAGCGGACUGUUAGCCCAAACCACAAAUUGUCAAAAAGUUUACCGUUCUUUACAUAUUUAAUGCUCAACACAUUAAUUUGAGUUUUUGUCAACAAAGAGGCAAACAUUUGAGGGAACCGCAAAAUAAAUGUAUUGGUCAGUGCCAUGCAAUCAUUGGGAGAGGCCUCUUGAGGGAGAAGAGUCUAGCAUCUCUUACCCGCCCCCCCCUUUCUUUUAGAUGCAGGUACUUGAUUGAGAUGCAUAAUGGGUAAUCAGAAGAAGUAUGAAUACAUCACCUGGUCACUCACUUGUUUUCAUUCACUUAAAAGUUUCAUUAAAAAAAAACAGCCUUUAAGAAAUGUAUGGCGACGUUGUGAGUGUCUUGGUGGCAUUUGCAUUCGAACGGUUAAUUUAAAUUAUAUAGGGGUGAAGGGCAUCAGUGCCACAUAUGUAGUCGAACAGGACACUGAUGUGUUCAGGGUACAUCAGUGCAGAAGUGCUAAAAGGGAAACUGAAUGUCAAUACUGUGUUUUGUUUUUGUUUUUUUUUACUCUUGAUAUUGCAAUGCAAGGACCGUAACCGUUAUGACAUAGAGGCCACAGUUACCAUCCGAUUUGUAAAUACACAUGAAUCAAUGUGACAUGCCACAUUAACACCAAUAUCUUGUCAACACUCUUCUCUGGAAGUCUGCUUUUUUAAAAUUUAUUUCACGUUGUGCAUUGUAUGUGAAGGGGUGAAACUGACCUUUAGUGCGGAUGUGGAAUCUGUGUCAUAGACAAACCUAAUGUUCCAUGAAGAGUUAUGAGCUGUGUCUCAAUUCAGGGGCUGCAUUGGAGGACCGGUUGCGUCAUGGUGGCAAGAUUAGGCCGUUUAAUUUCAAAGACCCCUUCAAACAUGGACGACAAAUGAGUCCUUUUAUCCCCAAGAAAUAACUUCAAUGGGUGGAACUAUCCCAAUCUAUCCCAGAAUUCAUUGUGUUUUACUGUUUUUCAAAGAGGUAAUGCCUCCGGCAUGUAAUGAGACAUCUGAUGCUUAAGUAUCACACUUCAAGUCAAACGAACAGCUAAUGAUGCGCAUGUUAAAAAAAAUCAAGGGGCAUUCAAACUUUCUCGCUGUAUCCAACUUCAGCUCUGUUGCUAAGUAACAGCAAUAAGGGCGGGAUGAGCUGGUGACACCGAUCAUGGAAAUCCUCUAUAGACCAGACCGUCUCAUUGUGGUUCAGCCUUAGCGGUCUACCCAGCCUACCAAGACCGCCUCCUCUAUUGUCCGGGUAGACUGCGUCCUCUGAAGGAGGCGACCCGUGAAUUGGGACACAGCUUUGGUUGGAGGUUUAUAUAAUAUUCACACUUCCUCUUAAUUAUUUCUUUAUAGGCACAAACUGUUAAUUUGACCCCUGGGCCACAAUUGUCAACAAGCUGCAUGCUGCUAUGUGUUUUACAAUUGAGGAGUAAGUUGUUUUCAGUGUCAAAAAUCUGUGUUUCAUACAGUUUAAAAGUUUGUGUCAGAAAAUGUUUAAUAAUCAGAAAGAGCAUUGUAUUAAUACCAGCCUCUGCCUCCUGUUAUAUAUGAUUUACAAGCUGGACACAAGGAUGGUGUUUUAAGUUUUUUUUAAGUGUUUUCAGUGGGUCUAAGUUCUACUUGUUUUGUGACGCAUCAUUCUACUGACCACCAUACAACACUGAACACACGGAACAACUCAGCUCAAAGGUAUUAAAGGUAUGUGUAUCAUCUGUUUAGAAAUUAAAAGUUGCGAUUCAUCGGUGAUCCAUGAUAACUACUUGAAUUUUGAAUUGUAAAUGUGUCUUUUUAUGAGCUGUACAUCAAAAGCUGUCAAAUGUGAAAGCGAAACAGGGAUUGCUAAUAUGCCUUGCUUUGUGUUGAGAACUUUUAUUUUGUGGCCUUUUUUUGUUGCAAAUUAUUGUUGCACGGUGAAUAUUUUGUUACACGACUCCUCACAACACUGUGAUUUACUUGUGUUUUUUUCCCAUGUCCAAUGUGAUUGUUAAGCCUUUUGUAAUAGAGCAGUUUCAGAUGUAAAAACCAAGAGGCUUCACGAGGCUGGUUGUUUUGACGCUUUUGCUUUUGUUACGGAUUUUAAAAUUGACAAACCAACAAAACAAACAAAAGACCUUACAUUGAUGUGCCAGUGCUUGAUCCUUUUACAAUUCCAUGGUUAAAAAAAUCUUUUGGUGUCGUCGUAGGAUGAUGCCGGUUUUGUUUUCCAUGCAGCGGUGCCAACUCGCAACCACGAGUCAGUGGUUCUGAUUAGUUCUGUUCACCAUGCAUGCUGUGGCUGGUCACAGCAGCAAUGUUUAGGCUCGUUUUCGUUUGCCAUCGUAAGACAUUUCAGUUGGCUCCAUUAAACCAGUGUGUUUUUUGGAUCAGGGUGGAUUUAUGUAUGUAUGUAAGGCAUAUGUCAUCUACAUCACAAGAGAAUAUCACUUAUCUCACAUCUUAAAGAGCAUUGAGAAUGUGGCGUCUUAAUACGUCAGUGGGAUUCCAUAGAAAAUCUUGCAAGGGUUUCAGGACGGCAGCAGACGGCCACUUCUGGUGGAAGUGUGCGGCUCUGAACAGGGUCAUGCAUGGUCAAUGUCUUCAUGCAUUCUCUAUUACUGCAUGUAGUAUUGCAUGGGUAUGCACUGUAAAACAAGCAUAUACACUUGUGAGACUAAUUCUGUUCUUUUUUUCUUAGUACAUGUACAUAAUGUUUACUUAAGCUUUAUUCUUGUACUGUGUCACACAAUGUAAUCCACAAAUGACAAUGAUGAUGGUGUGGGGGAAAAAAUUUAAAAAUUUAAGUCCAAUAUCCAGCACAGAAGUAAAUCGUUAAGGGAAUACUUGAAUAUAAAUCAGCACAGUUUAUAAGAACCUGGGCAGUGCAAAUAAACCUGUAUACUAUGAGCAUCUUGCAACAUACGCGUACCAUUGUCUUUAGUUUAUUAAUCUUAAGAGAACAAAACAAAGCAGACAAUAAUUAUGGAAACAGAGCGUGGCGCCUUUGUCUGCUCUGAAUGUACAGGAGAGAUGUAGGUGGAGAGUUUGGUGACGUUCCAUGAAUGUGUUGGAGAUGAGAAAAUAUUUGUCACUUGCAAUUUUUUUUUCACUUAUCCAUUACAAUAAAUACCAAAUUAACCCUC
Messenger RNA from Paralichthys olivaceus (Japanese flounder), 4593 nucleotides. It is a transcript of the gene tlcd4a, whose product is annotated as TLC domain containing 4a. Lineage: Eukaryota; Metazoa; Chordata; Actinopteri; Pleuronectiformes; Paralichthyidae. The record is from RefSeq and is a predicted model, not a curated record. Gene Ontology annotation, biological process: lipid homeostasis. Gene Ontology annotation, cellular component: endoplasmic reticulum; membrane.